This is a messenger RNA of Macroventuria anomochaeta, 300 nucleotides long. RefSeq lists its product as uncharacterized. The coding region runs from base 85 to 282 and encodes 65 amino acids. The transcript has 3 exons. Lineage: Eukaryota; Fungi; Ascomycota; Dothideomycetes; Pleosporales; Didymellaceae. The record is from RefSeq and is a predicted model, not a curated record.
UUGCAACACCUGUGGGUCACUAAAGGCACAGCCUGCAUCAUUCCUAUAAAUAGCUUUCAUCAUACCUUUGUUAAGGCUGUCGCAAUGUGUUGUAUCAUUUUAAGCUGUUUCUUUAUCAGACAUCCAGCGAAAUCCAAGAAGCGGCCGUCGCCUGCAGGGGACCCACCUCCUUACAAAAUCAAACCUCGCAUAACUGAGUUGAGCAAUCAAAAAACAACUGUUGUUUCUAAUGAAGCUCAAGCCGGUAUCCGCGAUACCAAAGCCAGUCACGAGAACUCCUAACCAGGGAGUAUUGAGUGG